Molecule: messenger RNA, 567 nt
Organism: Staurois parvus
Lineage: Eukaryota; Metazoa; Chordata; Amphibia; Anura; Ranidae
Source: the annotation of a GenBank genome assembly
UUGGUUGCAGAGGCAGAGGAAUAGAAGCCCCAUCACUGGUAUCAGUUGGCAGAAUAGUGCCCCAUCAUUGGUGUCAGUUUGAGGAAUGGUGCCCCAUCAUUGGUGUCAGUGGGAGGAAUGGUGCCCCAUCAUUGGUGUCAGGGGGAGGAUUGGUGCCCCAUCAUUGGUGUCAGGGGGAGGAUUGGUGCCCCAUCAUUGGUGUCAGGGGGAGGAUUGGUGCCCCAUCAUUGGUGUCAGGGGGAGGAUUGGUGCCCCAUCAUUGGUGUCAGGAGGAGGAAUGGUGCCCCAUCAUUGGUGUCAGGGGGAGGAAUAGCGCUUCAUCAUUGGUAUUAGUGGGAGGAUGAGCCCCAUCAAUAGGUGUCUGUGGGAGGAAUAGCGCCCCAUCAUUGGUGUCAGUGGGAGGAAUAGCGCCCCAUCAUUGGUGUCAGUGGGAAUAAUAGCGCCCCAUCAUUGGUAUCAGUGGGAGAAAUAGCGCCCCAUCAUUGGUACCAGUGGGAGGAAUAGCGCCCCAUCAUUGGUACCAGUGGGAGGAAUAGCGCCCCAUCAUUGGUAUCAGUGUGUCCAAUA